Molecule: messenger RNA, 575 nt
Organism: Aspergillus costaricaensis CBS 115574
Lineage: Eukaryota; Fungi; Ascomycota; Eurotiomycetes; Eurotiales; Aspergillaceae
Exons: 1
Coding region: 235-543 (102 amino acids)
Source: RefSeq, a predicted model, not a curated record
CUCCCUCUUCUGUGAUUAUGAACAACUUGCUGUGUGCGUGGAUAGUAUAGUAGAGGUCAGAUGAAUAGGCUGGUGGGGUGUGACGUCGAUAAGUGGGCAGCAAAUCAGCCGUGAGUGUGGCGGAGGGGCUGGCAACCCUGAUCUCAAGCAGAAACAAGAUGCUGAUGAUGCUGCUGAAAUUCAAGACGUAUUGACGAUGGAAGUCAAAGUAGUUAGAAGAGAAGUAGGUGAGAAAUGAACAAAGAGGAAAAAGGAAGAGAAGAAAAGAGAAGAAGAAAAAGAAGUGGUCAAAUAAUAAGAGCGAAAACAAGAAAAAACCGGCCCCUCGUGCCUCGUAAACGCGGGCGCUUCGCUCAGCUGAAGUGGGGGAUUGGCAAAGAUUGGGCCGCCUUGGGGAUCAGCUGCGGGCGGCGACAAUUAAGAAAUUCAGGUACUUUCCCCCUGAUGUCUUCGAUCAUAGGCAGAGAGUCCUCGAAUUUACGCGAAGCUCGACCCCCCCCUUCAUGCAGAAGCGCUGAAGCUACUACUAUAGAGUCGAAUUAAACAUUCUGUUUAUAGAACAAUUGACAUGGCGG